AUGUCUAAAUGCCGAGGUUUAGCAUCACAUCUUGCGUUGAAACGACAACCAUGUUACCGACGAAGACACUCUAACAGUGCCCAUGGCGACAGCUCCGCCAGCGCUGCCAGUGACUCCACAGCGGCCCCAUCCCAAUUACUGCGAUAUGCUUUAUCUGGAGACACGGACAUCCAUCCAACGCCAGCAAGACGAUAUACGACUCCGAUACAACUCGAUAAAGACCUAGAGCUGAUCUUGUCGAAGCGGACAUUUGGCGCACAGCAUCAACGGGGUAAAGUGGUUUCAUUACCCGGUAGACGCGUGCCUACAGAUUUGCAAGAAGUAUCCGAUCUACAGCAGUUGAACUUAUGGUUUGAGCAAUAUGUAGCUGCUGGCUGUCAGUUGCCGAUCCUGGACGAUUUGCUGAGCGAUGCGCUUGUCAGACUCAGGGAUGAAGGAGCUGAGAUCCCUCCAGCGAUUCGUCUCUCUGGGCUUUAUUAUGCUUGCCAAAGCUUGUCGGUACCUGCUAUACGCUACCAUUUGAAACAUCUUUUACACAUCCCAAGCGAAUAUGGAAAGAGAGCGGAAGAUCUGGCUCAAUGUCUUCUUCGGACGGUGCGAACAGUUCGGUUUUCCAACCCGGCUUACGAUACGCGACCCAUAUUAGAACUCGUUGCAGAACCAAUUGAUAACCCCAAACAGAAGACGGUCUUUAGCCGCCUACCAUUCAGUGAGGGAAUGAGCACUUUGAUUGAGCUUCUAUGUGAGCUGGGGGCAACCAAUGCCCACAAAGACGUGUGGGAUGCGCUGAUGAGACGCAUCGAAGGAUGUCAGCGAUCGAGAACACUUUCUUGGUCUAUGGUUGACGAUGCUUACAAAUCUGUCUUGGUAUUUUUCAAAUUUGGUAUGACAGAAUAUGGGGUGUCCUGUAUGAACCAGAUAUCAAAGACAGUCAAAAAAAUGUCGCCAUCACUACAAAUCAGGUCAGAGCUUGCUGCCCUUUUGAAUAAAAAAGGUAUAGAUGUUCCUCCAAUUAUCGAAGUACGAAUUCAAGCAACACUUAGGCGGAAACUCAAACAGCAGGGUACCAAACGCACAGAUGACGUGAAAGUGGGCGAUGAUAUGAUGGACUUUUCGAUGGUCCUAAGUCUGCUCGAACACAUCAACAACUACGGCACAUCUGUCUCAGCAUCCGAGAUUGCGAAUGUAAUUGAUUCUCUAAAUGAAUGCGCAGGAUUAACAAUCCCGCUAUUCAAAGACUCCUCCCCAAACCGCAGCGUCGAAUAUGCCUGGUCGCCUCAGUGGGUUCCCGGAGUCUCAUCCUCGGCUAUAAUCUCCUUCUCGCAGAAUUCACAAACUUUGGGUCUACUCCGAGCACAGAUUGCGAGUAGAGGAAUCAUCUUCUCUCCAGAGCGUAGCCGGAACCUCGUACAGCUCGGGCACCUCGUACGACGUGAACUUAUCUCUGGGGAACAGGGGGAGACGACUCCGGAAGACGGGCCUGAUACUUGGACCAAGACGGGGUACCUUGUAGUCUUUGACCGGGUAUCAGCCGAAUACCUGCUUAUCUAUCUCGGAGAAGACAUCAAGAUCAUUGAUCCGGAAUACAGGCCUCAUUCUGGAGAUGCUUUAUCCGGCGACUUUGAAAAGCACACAUUGAUUGGCUCACUUGCGCACAUAUCUAUGCCAAAAAGUGUCCAGCAUUUGAACAGGGGUAUUGGGAAAGUUAUUACGCCAGUGAAAAACUCGGCCAACCGUUAUGUCCUGGAUCUCGAUUCCGGUGCUAAUCUGCGGCCGUGAAAGUACGACAAUGACCCCUGUAGACUAAUCAUGUUUGAGUCAUGUAUGUACAGAUUGCGCUUAAAGUAAUUCAUGAAUGGAGAGAGUCGAAGGGGGCACGUGAGAUACUGUGCCCUCGGAAGGAACCGACGUCCAACAUCAACUGACUCACACCUUUCUUUUUCCGCCAACAACAUCCGUCGCAUCACACUUUUCUUCUUCUCACUACUUCUCUCUGCAGUCUCCGCUAUCUUAGAUUCUACACAUAGUCACCUCGAAGUUGUCAUUCUGUUGCAAGAGUAGUUUACACAAAUACUCCCACCACAGGCCGGCAGGCAGGCAGACAGACCGGCUGUGGCGCCACGUUCAUUCAAUACAUCUCGAUGACUAUAACUGCAAACUCUCGAAGCUAGCUACCUAUGCUAAUUUAGCUGCAUGUCACAACCUAACAAGCUAGCAAAUGCCACACUAGUGACGGAUGGGACCAACAAAGCCACAGCAGCUCUUCCAGCCAAUUGAGAACGAAAUAUGCUGUUCUCCAGAAAUCCAACCUGUCCCGCUAUUUCAAUUUGUUCAUCCGUUUAGCUCAGGGGAGCCUUGUACCUAAGCUACAAGUGGAGUACGAGUAAUUACAGAGAUGUUUCAGCUACA
This is a messenger RNA of Talaromyces stipitatus ATCC 10500, 2409 nucleotides long. RefSeq lists its product as uncharacterized. Bases 1 to 1779 code for a protein of 592 amino acids. The record is from RefSeq and is a predicted model, not a curated record. The transcript is spliced from 2 exons. Lineage: Eukaryota; Fungi; Ascomycota; Eurotiomycetes; Eurotiales; Trichocomaceae.